AUUUACGACUCUACAUCAAUAACUACCUAAGGUUGCUCUUUUUCCCUACAAAUGUACUAAGACAACCACAACCUCUUCACUGAUUUUCAAACUUGGCAGUAAAAGGGAGAAAAAACACGAGGACGCAAUAAACCACAAUGUCGAACAAGGACGCCACGACUCAAGAGUUUACCUCUUACUACCUCCAACAAAGCACCAAGGAGUUCGCAGAGGACUUGGACAAGAUUCGAAAUGCCGAUGACUUCAAAGGCGAUGCAAUAGCCAUGCUUGUCCAAUCUCUGCAGCAGGGUACAUCUCUGUUUUCUACAGCCGAUCAGAAGAGGGUGAUCGAGGCGCAAAAGUCGGGGGUUUCGAAGGACAGAUGAAUAAUGGAUAUUACCUGGGGGUUUGCGUGCAUGUACAUACUCUCUCCCUCAUCUCAUUCAUAGGUGCAUGAUAGAAGAGAUCGUUUCAGCCACAGAGGUUCAAGGUCAACAAUGAUUCUCUACAUAAUACCUACCAUAUACUUGAUUCACUCACCCUACGGCUACAACUUACUUUGUUCACUUAUAAUCAAGUAGAAAAAAAAAAUGAAAAAAAAAUGAUAGAUAAUCUGGAAUGCUCUCAAAGAUAAAAAAAAAAGUAAGCAAUAUUGAA
Molecule: messenger RNA, 636 nt
Organism: Hypoxylon fragiforme
Lineage: Eukaryota; Fungi; Ascomycota; Sordariomycetes; Xylariales; Hypoxylaceae
Product: ribosome-assembly protein 3-domain-containing protein
Exons: 1
Coding region: 138-365 (75 amino acids)
Biological process (GO): ribosomal large subunit assembly
Cellular component (GO): preribosome, large subunit precursor
Source: RefSeq, a predicted model, not a curated record